Messenger RNA from Cryptomeria japonica (Japanese cedar), 3609 nucleotides. RefSeq names its product putative receptor-like protein kinase At3g47110. Gene Ontology annotation, molecular function: protein kinase activity; protein binding; ATP binding. NCBI's taxonomy places the organism in Eukaryota, Viridiplantae, Streptophyta, Pinopsida, Cupressales, Cupressaceae. The record is from RefSeq and is a predicted model, not a curated record. Gene Ontology annotation, biological process: protein phosphorylation. The coding region runs from base 165 to 3191 and encodes 1008 amino acids. The transcript is spliced from 2 exons.
UGGAAACCUACAAGCUGAAAUUUUGUGACCCCAAACUGCACGUCGAAAAUGCGUUGAAGUUUUGUUGAAAUCAACAACAUGGAGGUUAUAAGAGAAGAGAAUUUACUCAGAUCUUCUUGAGCUCUGGCUUUACAUCCUUGAUCAAUAGCACUCAGUUCAACAAGAUGCAUCCUCUGUUUGGAACGUGUUUUACUCUGUUUCUUUUUCUAUUGCCUUGUACCUGCAAAAUUACUGAUGAGCAAAGUCUUAUAGAGUUCAAGAAGUUUAUCACUCUAGAUCCUCUGAAUUCCUUGGCCAAUUGGGGCCCUACUAUUCACUUCUGCAAUUGGACUGGAGUUACUUGUGAUUCAACAGGCAACAGGGUACAAUUGCUUGAGCUGGGAGAUAUGGAAUUAGGGGGUUCCAUCUCUCCUUCAAUUGGUAAUCUCUCAUUCCUCACACAACUUGAUCUACAUAACAACAGUUUUGUAGGCCGAAUUCCGGAGGAAACAGGCAGACUUCAACGCCUAAAGGUUCUUUAUCUUUACACCAAUCUAUUGGAGGGCUCCAUUCCAAAGAAUUUGACUUCCUGCAAGGAGUUACAAGAAUUGUUACUCCCUGACAACCAGUUUACUGGAACAAUUCCUCCAGAGCUAAGUAUGCUUACAAAUCUCCAAGACCUUUCGCUCGGCUCCAACAAUAUUUCUGGUAAAAUCCCUUCCUCCUUAGGAAAUCUCUCUUACCUAGAAUCAUUUUAUAUAGCAGAUACCGGCCUUGAAGGUCACAUUCCACCUGAAUUAGGAAAGCUAUCCAGCUUGAUCUCUUUUCUGUUGUUUGAGAAUCCUCGUUUAACAGGCCCUAUUCCCUCGUCAAUCUCAAACAAUUCAGGAUUAGUAGAACUGGGUCUUUAUAGCAACAACUUGACUAGUACUAUCCCACCUGAAUUGGGCAAGCUCUCUCGCCUUAGAGUUCUAUAUCUAUGGGACAAUCAACUGAAAGGCACCAUCCCACCCACAAUUGCCAACUGUACACAACUGAUUGACCUGGAUUUGGAGCUCAAUCAUCUCAGUGGAGAAGUACCAUUAGUGCUGAGCAGGCUUUCACAUCUGCGAUUCUUGAGCCUUUCAUCUAAUCAACUAGUCAGCGGGAGCACUCUCACCAUCCCCAUUCUUAAGGCCCUCCAUAAUUGCACUAGCCUCAAUAAAAUAUGGAUUGAUCAAAAUCAUUUGACUGGAUACUUGCCAGAGCAGCUCCCCACAAAUCUCUCUCUUUUGGUACUAGAUGGUAAUAAGAUAACAGGAAGUAUACCUUCAUUUAUUGCCAACAUAACCAAUUUGGGAGAUCUUUAUUUGUCUUCCAAUCUCCUUACAGGCAGCAUCCCAUCUUCUCUUAGAAGCCUUCAUAAGUUGCAAAGACUUUUGUUGGACAACAACAACCUAGAAGGAAACAUACCCACUGAGAUUGGAGAAAUGAAAAGCCUUGGAGAGCUAUCACUGAGCCAUAAUAUGCUUUCUGGAGGAAUCCCUGUUACAAUUGGUCGCCUUCAACAGUUAACACAUCUUGUGCUUAACCACAACCGAUUCUCCGGGAACGUCCCUGCAAGUUUGGGAAAAUGUUACAAUUUGCAAUUGCUAGACCUCUGCAACAAUCAGUUCACAGGACGUAUCCCCGAUGAAGUGGCCAGUCUUGCUAAUUUACAGUUCUAUUUCAAUUUGUCCAGAAACUCAUUUCAGGGAUCUCUGCCUCUGGAAAUCGAAAAGAUGAUUCAUGUUCAAGCUAUUGAUGUUUCAGCUAACAGGUUAAAAGGUAAAAUUCCAGCCACUCUGGGAAGCUGUGAAGAACUUGAAUAUCUGAAGCUUUCAUCAAAUGAAUUUGAAGGCCCAAUACCAGAUUCUAUCAGUGAGUUAAAAAGUCUUGUCAGUAUGGAUCUGUCUUCCAACAAACUUUCAGGUUUGAUCCCUGUCACUCUAAAGUCGCUGAAUAUGCUUCAAAUGUUGAAUUUCUCUUUCAAUAACUUCAGCGGAGAGAUCCCAAAAGAAGGCAUCUUUAAAAAUUUGACAGGUGAUUCAUUUAUGGGGAAUAUGUUUUUGUGUGGGGAAUGGGUGCAAUUACGUCCAUGCCCUGUUCGCCAUACUCAGCCUCAAGACCACAACAACAGAAUUAGAAUAUUAGCACCAGUGGCAGGAACCGUUAUUUUCCUAUUCUUUUGUUUAUUGACCUUGGGACUAAUUUACAAGAGGCGCAAGAACAAAUGUGAUGUUCAUAGUGAAAUCUUGCCUCUGAAACUUGUGGAUGACAGGGGGGUUUCCUAUCAAGAAAUUGUUAAAGCCACAGAUGGAUUUAACGAGAAAAACCUGAUAGGGAGUGGUAGCUUUGGCUCAGUGUACAAGGGCAUUAUGGCUGAUGGUAGAGUGGCCGCUUUCAAGCUUUUAAAUUUGCAAAAUGGGGAAGCCAUCAAGAGCUUCUGCAGGGAAUGCAAAGUGUUGGCAGAAGUCAGGCACAGGAAUUUGGUAAAAAUCAUAUCCUUCUGUUCGGAAUUUACAUACAAAAUAUUGGUUCUAGAGUUCAUGUCUAAAGGAAAUCUGGAGACACUUUUGCAUUCUAAUAUUAAAUCACUGACCUUCAUUGAGAUAUUGAACAUAGCAAUCGAUGUUAUCCAUGGAUUAGAGUAUCUCCACCAUGACUGUUUUCUACAAAUUGUACAUUGUGAUAUAAAACCGAGCAACAUUCUUAUGGACGAGGAAAUGACAGCACAUGUAGCAGAUUUUGGCAUUUCCCGAAUAGUUUGCGGUGUAGACACCAGUACCAGUGAGUCGGGAAGUGAUUCCACUCUAUCUCUGAAAGGAUCCAUGGGCUACAUUGCACCAGAGUAUGGAAUUGGUGGGAAGGUAUCCACGAGGGGUGAUAUUUACAGUUAUGGUAUUAUGCUCUUGGAGAUGGUAACCAGAAAGAGUCCAACUAAUGAGAUGUUUGUGGGAGGAUUGAACCUCCACAAGUGGGUAAGCAUGCAUUUUGAUAACAAAUUGGAGGAGAUUGUUGGCAUCAGAAUGAUGAAGGAUAUAGGAGAGAAUGAAAUAAAUCAAUGCCUCAUUCCUCUCCUAUUUAUUGGGUUAGAAUGUUCGAAGGAGUCCCCUAGUGAAAGACCCACAGCUAGAGAGGUGGCAGGUGUAUUGAAAACAAUCAGGAAGACGCACUUUGAUGUUAAAAAUUAAGUUUUAGUUGUUAGUCUUAAGUUAAUUAUGCUGGUUCUAAAAUAAGUUUUACAUGUUAGCUAUGCUGGUCCUAAAAUAAGUAUUCGAUGUGUGCUAUGUUAGCUAUGCUGGUUGUAAUAAACUGAUUUUAACAAUUGAGUCCUGUUAGCAAUUAAAAUUAUGUCAGUUGUAUUCGUUAUAUUAGUUGUGAAAAUCUUUGACGAGUUAUGUUUAAAACAAUUCACAAUGUUCUUGUCCAAUAAAAAGGACGAUUAAGUUAUACAAAGUAGGAGUACAUAAUGGUAGCCCAGAAUGAUACAUAACAGCUAUAGAGGUCAGUUGCUCUUGCAACACACAAGAUCGUGCAUUCUUGCCAUCAUUAAAUACAAUUGAUGUAUGCCAUACACUUUUUUCAAUUGAAGAUAAAUAAUUAUAAGAA